AUGUCACAGGGAAAGUGCAUUUCUGAUGAAAUAAAAAUGCCACAGUUAUAUGGGGUUUACCUUCUCAGAUCUUUGAGAAAGAAGAACUCUUUCUAUAUUGGAUCAACUCCAGAUCCAUAUAGAAGGCUUCGACAACAUAACGGUGAACUUACAAGGGGAGGAGCCUAUAGAACUAGACGAAAUGGAUUUAGACCUUGGAAAAUGGUACUGUUUGUUUAUGGCUUUCCAUCGAAUGUUAGUGCUCUCCAAUUUGAACAUGCAUGGCAGCAUGCAUAUCAAACAAGACAUAUUCCAGUGUGUAAGAGAAGACAUAAUGGGAAAAGACAUACUGGAAGUGGAACUUCUGUGGAUGAGAAACUAGCAAAUUGUCGACUGCUUCUUUGCUCAGAUUCGUUUAAAAGACUUGGGAUUCAAAUUGCUGUAUUUGACAAAGAAAUCUAUCAAGUGUGGAUCAAAAAUAAAUUUCAUAUUUUGAUACCAGAUUAUGUGCACAUGAAUAUAAGAAUGGAAGAUUUACAUACAGAAGAGGAUAAAGACGAUAAUGAUGCCUGCUUUAUAAAAGGGGGAAAUUAUUUACAGAUAAAGCAGUUUAAAGAAAGCGUUUAUACCUCAGAGGAAGAGCUCAAAUCGGAUUCGAUAGCGAAGACUAAGAUGUCAAAUAUGACAAAUAGUUGCUCUAUUUGUGCCAAAGAAAUCGAUCAAAAGUUAGAUCUUGUAGUGUACUGCAUUUAUAAAGACUGCUUGGCCACAUAUGAUUUAAAAUGCUGGGCACAAUCCAUGCUGAAUGAGAAACAACUAAAUGAAGAAAACAAUGAAAAACAAAAACAAAGUUCAAUCAAGCCUAUCAUACCAAUACGUGGACAUUGCCUAAAAUGCAAAAGGGUCAAUUUUUGGAAUACAGUGAUCCGGAACGCGUUACACGUAAAAGAUGAGUUACAAUCUACGCAAUCUUCACAGUUAGAUGAAUAA
Messenger RNA from Brettanomyces bruxellensis, 969 nucleotides. RefSeq lists its product as uncharacterized. The record is from RefSeq and is a predicted model, not a curated record. Lineage: Eukaryota; Fungi; Ascomycota; Pichiomycetes; Pichiales; Pichiaceae. Gene Ontology annotation, molecular function: 5'-flap endonuclease activity; crossover junction DNA endonuclease activity. Gene Ontology annotation, biological process: double-strand break repair via homologous recombination. The coding region runs from base 1 to 969 and encodes 322 amino acids. The transcript has a single exon. Gene Ontology annotation, cellular component: Slx1-Slx4 complex.